Molecule: messenger RNA, 1074 nt
Organism: Topomyia yanbarensis
Lineage: Eukaryota; Metazoa; Arthropoda; Insecta; Diptera; Culicidae
Exons: 2
Coding region: 1-1074 (357 amino acids)
Source: RefSeq, a predicted model, not a curated record
AUGGACGAGUACCUACAGCUCGGUCACAUGGGAAGACUCGACGAGCCUGUAGAUGACGUGAAGUCAUACUGUUAUCUUCCACAUCACCCUGCUUUCAAGGAGUCGAUAAUCAGUCAUCAGUCAUCAGUCAUCAGUCAUCAGUCAUCAGCCAUCAGUCAUCAGUCAUCAGUCAUCAGUCAUCAGUCAUCAGUCAUCAGUCAUCAGUCAUCAGUCAUCAGUCAUCAGUCAUCAGUCAUCAGUCAUCAGUCAUCAGUCAUCAGUCAUCAGUCAUCAGUCAUCAGUCAUCAGUCAUCAGUCAUCAGUCAUCAGUCAUCAGUCAUCAGUCAUCAGUCAUCAGUCAUCAGUCAUCAGUCAUCAGUCAUCAGUCAUCAGUCAUCAGUCAUCAGUCAUCAGUCAUCAGUCAUCAGUCAUCAGUCAUCAGUCAUCAGUCAUCAGUCAUCAGUCAUCAGUCAUCAGUCAUCAGUCAUCAGUCAUCAGUCAUCAGUCAUCAGUCAUCAGUCAUCAGUCAUCAGUCAUCAGUCAUCAGUCAUCAGUCAUCAGUCAUCAGUCAUCAGUCAUCAGUCAUCAGUCAUCAGUCAUCAGUCAUCAGUCAUCAGUCAUCAGUCAUCAGUCAUCAGUCAUCAGUCAUCAGUCAUCAGUCAUCAGUCAUCAGUCAUCAGUCAUCAGUCAUCAGUCAUCAGUCAUCAGUCAUCAGUCAUCAGUCAUCAGUCAUCAGUCAUCAGUCAUCAGUCAUCAGUCAUCAGUCAUCAGUCAUCAGUCAUCAGUCAUCAGUCAUCAGUCAUCAGUCAUCAGUCAUCAGUCAUCAGUCAUCAGUCAUCAGUCAUCAGUCAUCAGUCAUCAGUCAUCAGUCAUCAGUCAUCAGUCAUCAGUCAUCAGUCAUCAGUCAUCAGUCAUCAGUCAUCAGUCAUCAGUCAUCAGUCAUCAGUCAUCAGUCAUCAGUCAUCAGUCAUCAGUCAUCAGUCAUCAGUCAUCAGUCAUCAGUCAUCAGUCAUUAACAGGCAAUUGUCGCCCACGCACAGUGGCGGGCCUUCGAACAAGUCGGACAAAACCAAAAAUGUUGCCCAAUCUGGCUGA